This is a messenger RNA of Micropterus dolomieu (smallmouth bass), 1993 nucleotides long. Its product is annotated as protein FAM181B. NCBI's taxonomy places the organism in Eukaryota, Metazoa, Chordata, Actinopteri, Centrarchiformes, Centrarchidae. The record is from RefSeq and is a predicted model, not a curated record.
AUGCAGGUGGUCAGGCACAAGCAAAGAGUUAAUCCUGCGGUCUCUUUGCCCCUCCUCUUUGAUGUUCUGACAUCAUUAGUCCAGCCCCCUGAAAGAUCCUUUUCCUCAGAGCCCGUCACUUGUACUCUGGAAUGUUUACAGGAACUUCAUGAGCAGCAUCAGGACCAAGCGUUUGGCAGAGGAAAAAAGACAUGCACUGAAGAAACUUUUGGUUCAGGGAUCAUAGCAGACGCCACAGGUGUAGCCGCUGGGCUCAACAGAGUAAUGGCUGUUCAGACUGCAAUCAUGAACCCUCAGUUCAUGAAUUUCUGCUUCCCUGGCUCUGUGAUGGAGUACGAUGUGGAGAAAAGUCUAGAUGGGAGUCUCCUCGGCGAGGCAGAAAAUGAUGAGGACUACAAAGAGACCACUAGAGACUUGCUGAGCUUCAUAGACUCAGCCUCCAGCAAUAUCAAGCUGGCUCUGGACAAGCCAGUGAAAUCCAAGAGGAAAGUGAACCACAGGAAGUACCUACAGAAGCAGAUCAAAAGGUGCACAGGCAUUAUAACACCAGGAAACAUAGCAGAAGCCACGGUUAAAAGACAGGGUACCCCCCUGGCUCAGACCAGUCCUUUGCAGAGCAAAACUCUACCUAAGCGUGAUGGGGUCCAGGCCAACUUACAGAGCAAGAGCUUGGCAGCCCUCUUCAGCCCUGUGAAAGAUAUAAGGGGUGAAAAAGCCAAGAAACCACCCCUGAGGCAUCGCAAUCUGCCCCCCUCUUUCUUUAUGGAGCCUGCCAACUGCUCCAAAGUCAGUUCCACAUCUGGGAUGACGCUAAAGGACUUGGAACGAGGCAAUCCUGAGGCUGCAGAGUUCUUCGAGCUCUUGGGGCCUGAGUACAGCAACAUGGUGAGUGACCAGGACCUUUAUCAAAACAUGCCUCUCCGGGUGCAGCAAGAGAUGGGAGGCCCGGAUCCUGCUUCCUAUGAUGCUCACAAUUUAGUUGGUGGUCUCCUUUACUCUGAGCCCUGGACUAGCUGCUCAGGACCCUCUAAGAAACUAGGGGGGAGCCUGCGUACAAGUCCAGCUCAGCCUCCUGUCUACUGUCCCUCUGAGGCUGCUGGGCCCAUAGAGGACAAUGCACUGUGCACUUUGGCCUUCCCGAACUUCUUCACAGACUGCUCCAUACCUCAGGUCACUUAUGAUUUAAGUGGUGGUUAUAACAGAGCUAAUUAUUCAUCUCUAUGAGAAAUGAAAUUCUGUUGUUAGAAGUUCUGGCAAAAGCAGAAAAAAUACUGUGACAAGUUUAACAAUAGUCCAAGAGAGAUUGAUAUUACUGUAUCUUAUUUGUUUAUCGGUUGUGGAAGAAAUAUUGCAGCUUGCUAAAUUACAUUUUGUAUCAUCUCCUCUCAACAACAAUGUUUGUCAUUAUCCAGAGAGAAACAAGGAACUUAAAAUGUUUUCUGUCAUAGUAAAUGUUCACAGUUUUUCAAAUAAUUGGAUACCAUGUAUUUUUCAACAUCCUAGUUUCAUUUACUACACUGUUCAGUUUAAUGGUAACUUGUUUCACAUGCAGAUAUGUUUUUCCUCAUCUCAGGCAAUUUCUAAUGACUAAUUCUAAUUCUGAUUGAAAAUACAUCGGAUUUUGGGUAUGCUUCAGUUUUGCCACCAGAGUAUGGUAGUCUGUUCAUUUGGAUGUAUCCUAUUCAUUUGGGAAUUUGAUAAUAAAGACAUUUGAUUCCAUCAUUUUCAUAUUUUACAAAAAGAAAACCUACAAGCUGCAGAAAUAGCUGUUGGUUUAGUCCACUAAACAUUACUUAUUGCUAGAAAAUUAUAUUAUAGAACAUUUGACAAAACAUGCUGCAACAAUCUCUCAGCGAGGCACUUUCUCAUUCCAGUUCCAGUAACAGUCAUCAUGUAGAGAUGUAGAGGGGGAAACUCAACAAUUACAGUAAUGUGUUAUGCCAUGUUUGUUUUACAACAUUUUACAGCUCAAAAAUGAUUUUCAGCUGGCAGA